Drosophila hydei is the source of this 3753-nucleotide messenger RNA. RefSeq lists its product as uncharacterized. NCBI's taxonomy places the organism in Eukaryota, Metazoa, Arthropoda, Insecta, Diptera, Drosophilidae. Gene Ontology annotation, biological process: proteolysis. The transcript has 4 exons. The coding region runs from base 5 to 3586 and encodes 1193 amino acids. The record is from RefSeq and is a predicted model, not a curated record. Gene Ontology annotation, molecular function: serine-type endopeptidase activity.
GAGAAUGAGAAUGCGACACAGUUUCGCCUGUUUGCUGGUGCUGGCCGCGAGCAGCGCUCUGGUUGCCGCCGACUCCAAUUGGGGCAAUGAGUGGGCACCCAUGGAGACGCCCGACUCCAUGCUGAGCAGGCGCUCGGCGGACACACAGCCCGCGGACGAUGCGCAGGGACGGAACUAUGCUGUGCACGAGAGCAUACAGAGCAAUGCCACGGAAAUCGACACAGUCAUCGAUCAGCUAAUCAAUUCACGCCGCGAGGGCCGCAAUCUGGGCGAAUAUGAUGCCGUCUACGCUGAUGGCAACAUCGAUCAGGCCCUGCAGGAGGGCAACGAUAUGCAGGCGCGCAAUCUCAUUCGCGACAAGCUCUGCGGACUGGGUCUGAUGAGCUGCGAUGUGGAGGAGAAACGUCCUUUCUACUCGACCAUCUAUGCACAAGGACCACCGCCACCAUCCGGCUUUGGCGGCGGCCCAUAUGGACCAGCCAAGCCCAUGCCACCACCAAGCUACUUCAAUGGACGUCCGCCAAUGGGCCCACCAUCCAACUCCAUUAACUCCUUCGGACCACCACGCAAAGUGGGCUAUGAGGGCUCCUACAAGCCUCCGAUGAACAGCCUGUACAGACCUGGCGGUCAGUUCGGCGGUGCCUACCUGGAACAUCCCCCCUCCGGUAUUGAUGGCUCGGAUGGCAUUACCUACACCAAGCCACCACCUGGCGCUCUCAUCUACGAUAGCAAACCACCUGGCCCGCUCUACACUGGCUCGCCCAACGGCCCCGGACCUGUCUACAACGGCCCCUCGAAUGGUGUGCCUCCGUACAACUUUGAGAAUCCCGAGAAGAUUCAAGGCGCCAGCUCCUCGCUGAACGGCUUCUAUUCACAGCAAUCGUCGUCAUCAUCUUCGGCAGCUACCUCAUCCAGCACCAAGGUCGUUGUGGGUGCUCCAAUCGAUGCGGGUCUGCAGCAGCAUGUCCAUCAUCAUUUCCAUCAUGUGGAUGGCGGCGAAGGAGCCAAUAUUCCGAGUGUUCCCAUUCCAAUUGGCAAUGGUCAGACAAUCAACACAGACUUCAGCGCCUUGGCCCAGUCCUCUGCCACUUAUACGCCCCAGGCACAGGCUAGCAGCUCAGGCUUCUCGCAGUCGAAUGCUUUCACAGCUGGCUUCAAUGGCGCCUCACAGGGCGGUCUGCUCUCCCAGGGCUAUCCCGCACAGAAGCCCGACUUGUACAAGCCCACAUCCGGCCUGGGUAGCUUCGGCAGCAGCUCUGGCCUGUCACAAUCCAGCUCUAGCUUUGGCCAGAACGGUUUCAGUGGCUCACCCAGCGGCAGCUACCACAGCCAAAAUCCCGACUACUACAAGAAGGAACUGCAAGGCGGUGCCUCCAGCAACUUCAAUGGCGUCUCCUCAGGUUACAAUGGCCAAAGUCAGGGUGGUCUGUACCAGGGCGCCGGCGGUGGCUAUGACACGUCUCGUCAACAGAUCGUCGAUUGCCAAUGCGUGCCCAUCAAUCAGUGCCCGGCCGCUGAUCGCAUUGGACGCAAAGAGGAUCUGAUUCUGGCUAUUGAUCCCAGGAAUCUGGGCAAGGACAUCGAAGCGCUGAGCGACGAAGCUGCAACCAAUGCCAAUGCUACCGCCAAGGCUGACACCAAAGAGGAGAAGAAGGAAGCGGACGAUAAGAAACGCACUCGUCGCCAGGCCGAUGCUGACAACAAGCAGGAUGAGAAUAGCGAUCUCUCAUUGGAUUCCCAAGGGCGUCUAGGCGCACUGGGACAAGGUCCGCUGCCACUGCCACUGCCCGCGCUCCAAGCCAUUGAGCUCAUACAGCGCAAGGUGCUACCCACAUAUGGCGUUAGCUUCGGUCUGCCCUAUCCCUCGGCUGGCUACCCAGGCGGCUAUCCGGGCAAUGUCCUGGGCGAUUAUUACCCCGCACAGAAUCCGAACUUUGGCUCGCUGGGUCCCAAUGGCCUCAAUCUGGGCCUGGUCAAUGUAAAUCCUCUGGUCUCGCUGCAAGUGAGCAAAACGGAUUACGGCGAGAAGGUGGUGAAGCCACUGGUCAAUCUACACGUAACACCCAACGCAAAUAUCAUUCAGAAAGUUGGCGAUUUCUUCAAGAAGACGCCGAGUGAAGUGCACAGCACGCACUACCAUCAUCACGAUCACUUCAGUGGCUAUGAGCAUGAACAUCAUCCGCACCACUAUAGCGCACCACCAACACAUCACCACUACGAUUUCGAAAGUGCGGGCCCACACUUCGACGUGGAGAUGGUGCACAGCUCACCAGUCUUUGAGUACCACAGUGGGCCCUCACUAUAUGUGCCAGCACAGCACUAUCAUCAUGCUGAGCACCACACCGAGCACUACGCUGGCCAUCACGUGGAGCACCACUCGGAGCCACCAUUUGAGCACUCAUACAAUUCCAUUUAUCCCGAAACAUCUCACGGAGACUUCGGCUCCACUGGCUUUGGCAGCUAUGGCGACUACUCCCAGCAUUACGAGCGCAGCGUCAAUGCCAGUGCGCCCGACUCGGCAGUGCCGAGUCGUCGGGGCAAGCAACUGAAUUUGGGGCAAGUUCAUAACAUACCCGCCCAAGCGCCUGGCGCUGCGGCGGGCAGUGAUCAUGUAACCUUUCCCCAUGAUCGCAGGCGAAGAAGCGUUGAUAAUGCGGAAGAGUUUGAGUUGGGAACGGAGCAGCGCGCUUACUAUGGCAAUCGUCCCGUGGAGAAGUCCUGCCGCAUCAACGAGGUCUGCUGCCGUCGUCCACUGCGCCCUCAGGCUCCUCCUCAGCAGCUGGGACGUUGUGGUGUCAGGAAUGCUGCCGGCAUCACUGGUCGCAUUAAGAACCCCGUUUACAUCGAUGGCGACAGUGAAUUCGGCGAGUAUCCCUGGCAUGUGGCCAUCCUGAAGAAGGAUCCCAAGGAAUCGAUCUAUGCCUGCGGCGGCACUCUCAUUGAUGCCCAGCACAUCAUCUCAGCGGCCCAUUGCAUUAAAUCUCAAAAUGGCUUCGAUUUGCGCGUGCGCCUGGGCGAGUGGGAUGUCAAUCAUGACGUCGAGUUCUUCCCCUACAUUGAGCGCGAUGUUGUCUCUGUGCACAUUCAUCCCGAAUACUAUGCUGGCACGCUGGAUAACGAUUUGGCUAUACUGAAACUGGAUCACCCGGUCGACUUCACCAAGAACCCACACAUCAGUCCCGCCUGUCUGCCCGAUCAGUACUCCGAUUUCACCAACGCUCGCUGCUGGACCACCGGCUGGGGCAAGGACGCCUUUGGCGAGCACGGCAAAUACCAGAACAUCCUGAAGGAAGUCGACGUGCCAAUUCUGUCGCAUCAUCAGUGCGAGUCGCAGCUGCGCAACACGCGCCUCGGCUACAGCUACAAACUCAAUCCAGGCUUCAUCUGUGCCGGCGGCGAGGAGGGCAAGGACGCCUGCAAGGGCGAUGGCGGCGGUCCGUUGGUCUGCGAGCGCAACGGCGUCUGGAAUGUGGUCGGUGUUGUGUCCUGGGGCAUCGGCUGCGGCCAGGUGAACGUGCCCGGCGUCUAUGUUAAGGUGUCUGCCUACCUGCCCUGGAUUCAGCAAAUCACACAGAGCUACAAAUGAUUAAUGGAGACAGUCCCAAGAGCGGGGCCCGUCAUAACAAAUGACGACACCUCCGAUCAAUUCGUAUUUCACUUUUGAGCCGCCAUCUCCAUUGCGCAACGCACUCUUUGUUAGCCCACGCGAGCUUACUGUUACCGCUCGUUACCAUCUUGUUUAGGCCUUUUCCU